This is a messenger RNA of Spodoptera litura, 1281 nucleotides long. RefSeq names its product NUBP iron-sulfur cluster assembly factor 1 (gene Nubp1). The record is from RefSeq and is a predicted model, not a curated record. NCBI's taxonomy places the organism in Eukaryota, Metazoa, Arthropoda, Insecta, Lepidoptera, Noctuidae. Gene Ontology annotation, molecular function: 4 iron, 4 sulfur cluster binding; ATP binding; ATP-dependent FeS chaperone activity. Gene Ontology annotation, biological process: iron-sulfur cluster assembly. Gene Ontology annotation, cellular component: cytosol.
UUUUGUCAAAACUCAAAACAGUACUUGUCGUUGUGCUCUCGAUUUAGUUUCAAGAAUUUUAAUUAAAUUGUUAUUGAAGGACAUUUACGGUGUUUUAUAAUAGUUGCUGUUUAAUCAGCCUUAUGUCAAUAUGAGUGGGGUACCUGACAACGCGCCAGAACACUGUCCUGGGACACAAAGUGACGAUGCUGGGAAGGCGUCAGCAUGUGCUGGAUGCCCUAACCAGAACAUAUGCGCAUCAGGUGCUGCCUCUGGACCUGACCCAGCAAUACAGAUAAUUAAGGAACGACUCUCAAAUGUGAAGCAUAAAAUAUUGAUCCUCUCUGGCAAGGGUGGAGUUGGCAAAAGUACUGUUACAUCUCUACUUGGACAUGCUUUAGCCUCCAGAAACCCUGAGGCUAAUGUGGGUAUAUUGGAUGCGGACAUCUGCGGCCCCAGCCAGCCUCGCGUGCUGGGUGUGCGCGGCGAACAAGUUCACAACUCCGGAUCAGGAUGGUCCCCUGUUUACGUCACAGACAAUUUGUCCCUGAUGUCGAUCGGUUUUCUAUUGGGAAGCCCAGAUGAUGCAGUCAUAUGGAGAGGACCUAAGAAAAAUGGUAUGAUUAAGCAAUUUCUAAGUGAAGUGGACUGGGGGGACCUGGACUAUCUGCUAAUAGACACACCUCCAGGCACAUCAGACGAGCACCUCUCAGCAGUUCAGUACCUGACAUCAGCCGGGCUGGACGGCGCGCUGGUGGUGACGACGCCGCAGGAGGUGGCCCUGCUAGAUGUCAGAAAGGAACUCCAAUUCUGCACCAAACUCGGAGUUCCUGUGUUAGGGGUGCUUGAAAAUAUGUCGCUGUUUGUGUGCCCUAACUGCAAGACCCGUAGUGAGAUAUUCCCGGCCACCACGGGUGGAGCUGCUCAAAUGUGCUCAGAGCUAAGCGUGCCGCUACUGGGUAGUUUGCCCCUAGACCCCAUACUAGCGAGGUGCUGCGAUGACGGACGAGACUUUCUACAGGAGCUACCCAAUUCCCCUGCCGUUGCAGCUCUACGCAGCAUUGUAGAUAAAAUCGUUGCCACUUGUGAAAAUACCUCCAGUUGAGCCUCUAUUACAAAAUCGUGAAGCCUUAUUAAAUAAACAUAUUAUUAUUAUGCCGUUAUUUAUAAAUGACCUAGUCAAUUCAUAUUUUACGAGGUCAGUGUUAAAAUAAUAUUGUAAGUGUAAAUGUCUGUACUUACUAUUUGUAGGUGGUGCGGUGGACACAAGUUAUUUUUAAAAAAUAUAUUAGUUACAUAAAA